AUGAAGACUCAGAUCGUUGGUGUGUGUUUGGCAAUCCUCGGUUUUCUUGGCACCAUCCUCAUCUGUGCGCUGCCCAUGUGGAAGGUGUCGGCAUUCAUACAGUCAAACAUCAUCACUGCUCAGGUGUUUUGGGAAGGCUUAUGGAUGAACUGUGUGUUCCAGAGCACGGGUCAGUCACAAUGCAAAAACUAUGACUCGGUUUUGGCUUUACCACAAGAGCUGCAAGCCUCCAGGGCUCUGAUCUGCGUGUCUAUUGGCGUCAGCGUGGUGGCCAUCGGGCUCACAGUGGUUGGAGCUCGAUGCACUUCUUUCUUUGAUUAUGACCAAUUGACCAAAUCCAAUGCCGGCAUUGCAGGAGGUGUGGUGUUUAUUAUAGCAGGGAUCGUGUGUAUUAUUCCAGUCACCUGGUCAGCUUACAGCAUCAUCACAGGGUUUUAUAAUCCUGUGGCCACAACAGGAAGUCAAGGAGAGCUGGGAGCUUCUAUAUAUUUGGGAUGGGUAUCUGGAGCACUCCUCGUCAUUGGAGGAAUUACUUUGUGCACCACCUAUAGAUGCUGUAGAGGAUGA
Pelmatolapia mariae (spotted tilapia) is the source of this 567-nucleotide messenger RNA. RefSeq names its product claudin-4-like. The record is from RefSeq and is a predicted model, not a curated record. Lineage: Eukaryota; Metazoa; Chordata; Actinopteri; Cichliformes; Cichlidae. Bases 1 to 567 code for a protein of 188 amino acids. Gene Ontology annotation, biological process: cell adhesion; bicellular tight junction assembly. Gene Ontology annotation, cellular component: bicellular tight junction; plasma membrane. The transcript has a single exon. Gene Ontology annotation, molecular function: structural molecule activity.